Molecule: messenger RNA, 1997 nt
Organism: Callorhinchus milii (elephant shark)
Lineage: Eukaryota; Metazoa; Chordata; Chondrichthyes; Chimaeriformes; Callorhinchidae
Gene: sowahab
Product: sosondowah ankyrin repeat domain family member Ab
Exons: 1
Coding region: 57-1580 (507 amino acids)
Molecular function (GO): protein binding
Source: RefSeq, a predicted model, not a curated record
GAGGGGUUUGGGGAGGUGUUGUGCAUUGUGUGCAUCGGUGCUGAGGGGCUAACUUGAUGAUGGACCCGAUGAGCCAGGAGGCGGUGGUCAGCUUUGUGGUGGAGGCCGGGGGCAAGGUCCGGAACUCGGAGUUGCUGUACCGCUUCAGGUCCGCUCUCCAUCACAGCGACCCGGAGCGCAGGCGGCAGCUCCGCGACCUCUUCAAGCGCCACAUCAACGCCGUGGCCGUGGUCCGCGAGGAGGAAGGGGUCAAGUUUGUGGUCCUGCGGAGGAAGCUGCAGCACCUGUUGCCCACCGGUUCGGCGGUCCCGGUAAAGCCGUCGGUAAAGCCAGCGCCGAAACCCGGUGAGGAGGACGGCGGCGGGUGGCGAGAAUGCGCCGGGGAGGGUUUGCGAACGGGAAGCGCCUCCGCUGCGCCCGGAGAGGAGGUGCCCCAACCCUCCUCCAGCCCUCCAUCUUCACCAGAGACCAACUUCAGUGCACUGAGCUUCAGCCAGAAAGUUGGGAAUUACGAGACCAAAUCUGGGGACACCAACACCAACAGCACCAGCAACUCGCCAGGAGCUCCCAAGGUGUUGCCCCCCCCCAAAGCCAAACCCCACAUGUACCCCCUCAGACUCCCGCCCGAUUGCAACAGGUACAGCUCCGGUCAGAGCCGGCAACAGCAACCGCCACGGCAAGGCACUAGGAAGACCGUCCAGAAUGACACUCAGUCCACAGAGGUCUCCCCGGACCCUUCGGGGGAUGGGGACGAUGACCUCCAGGUGCCCCAAAUGAAGAGGAGCCAACCCGCGGAAGCUGCCGGCAACUCGCCCCAGUUGAAGAGGUCUUCGCGGCUCCCGAAGGCGAGCGAGGAUUUGCGUCUGUCCGACCAGGUGCCCCUGGACCCCGUGGAGCACGAGUGGUUAGUAAAGACCGCCCUGGGCCAGUGGACCCAUGUGUGCGGCCUCCUGCUGAAGGACGUUAACCUGGCCGAGAAGAGGGACUUCAUGUCCGGUUUCACGGCCAUCCACUGGGCGGCCAAAUCGGGCAACAGCGAGAUGGUUUGCUGGAUCAUCGAGACGGCGGAGAAGAAAGGCGCCAAGGUCGACAUCAACGCCAAAGCCUAUGGCGGCUACACGCCCCUGCACAUCGCCGCUAUCCACGGCAAAGAGGACGUCAUCCUUAAACUCGUGCAGGACUACAGGGCGAACACGAACCUCCGAGAUUACAGCGGGAAGAGACCCUAUCACUAUCUGAAUAAGGGCAACUCGCUAGCGGUGAAGCAGUUGUUGGGAGAUCCGGACGCCUUCAUCCCCGAAGCCGUUCCUCUUCACAAGAGAAGCUCCAAAGUGGCUCACUCUAUCCUGAGCUCCACCAACACCUUUCUCGGCGCCUUGACCGACGACAUAAACUUCCAGGACAUUUCCAAAUCCUUGAAGAAACCGGCCAAUUUGAGCAAGUUUUUCGCUGCCCCGUCAAUGUACAAGAAAAGACCCAAACUCCGCGGGAACUUCACCUCCUUGAACGAGGAGCCCGAAGAGGACGGAGUAGACGAGGUGGCGAUGAGGCGACGACCGGUGACUGAGAUUUUCCUCUGAAAGUUUUUCUAGGUUUUUAUUUUCAAGAGAGUUUUUUUGAAAAAAACUAACGUGAAUUAUAAUCGUAGAGGAUAAUUCCCUCUCCCUCGUGACGUUUACUUUCUUACUGUCAUCUUUUCUUGCAGACUGUUUUUUUUUGAGUUACACUUUUAUGUUUUGCAGGCGUUUGGACUCACAGAACACUAUUUUUUGGGGGGCUAUACAGUAAAAUUGGCAUAAGUCUGAUCUGUAUAACACGUAUAAUCGCCUAAGUCUUAUUUCUCUUUUGCUCAAGUACCGGUCAAGAGUUUAUAUUCUAUGCAAGUUUGACAUGACUUUUGCAUAAGUCAUAUUUAAUGUAUGAGCCCGAUUGAUAAGACUUAGGAGAGGUUUACUGGUAUAUAACAGUAGCAUUCAGCUAUAGAAAUCUAAAAUAAU